Malus domestica (apple) is the source of this 1650-nucleotide messenger RNA. RefSeq lists its product as uncharacterized. The record is from RefSeq and is a predicted model, not a curated record. Lineage: Eukaryota; Viridiplantae; Streptophyta; Magnoliopsida; Rosales; Rosaceae.
GUUAACAAUGGUUAGUUGGUAACAUGCAAGCAAUAUAAUCCCAACAACACAACCUCCACUUUUCAGUCCCCUCACUCCUAAAAGCUCCUCCUCUUCCCCCUCCUCCUCCUCCUCCACUCCCACUUCUCAAAAACUCUUAAACUUUCAAUGGAUCCGUGUCCCUUCGUACGGCUCAAUGUCGACUCUCUUGCUCUUAAGCUCCCCCACGCCACCAGACCCGCCGGUCCGGGAGUCCACUCCUCCACCACCCCUUGCUUCUGCCAGCUCAAGAUCAAAAACUUCCCUCCCCAAACCUCCAUUGUCAACCUCUCCACUUCCACCGGCGACUCCCCGCCGGAAUCCUCCACGUCCGCUCCCGGCUUCCACGUGGAUCCCACCAUGCUCAGGAGGCUGGCCGGGAAGACCGUCGCUCUCCGGGUCUCAGUUUAUACUGGUCGGAUGGGCCAGACGUGCGGCGUUACUAGUGGGAAGUUGCUCGGUCGAGUCCAACUUAACAUUGACUUGAACUCGGCCAAGGCCCACCCAACCGCGAUACACAGCGGGUGGGUGAAAUUAGGGAAGGACUGCGACAAGCCCUCCGCCAGGCUGCACUUGACGGUUCGAGCUGAACCAGACCCCCGGUUCGUUUUCCAAUUCGGAGGUGAGCCGGAGUGCAGCCCGGUGAUUUUUCAGAUUCAAGGGCGGGACAUACGACAGCCCGUUUUUAGCUGCAAGUUCAGUGCGGACCGUAACUCCAGAAACCGAUCUCUCCAAUCAGAUUAUACCACCAUUAACAAUAAUAGAGGAUGGAUGAGAACAUUAUCUGGUGAAAAGCCAUGGAGGGAAAGAAAGGGGUGGAUGAUAACAAUUCAUGACCUAUCCGGCUCGCCUGUGGCGGCCGCUUCCAUGAUCACUCCCUUUGUACCCUCUCCCGGCACUGACCGCGUAUCCAGGUCAAACCCUGGAGCGUGGCUCAUCCUCCGACCCCAUGGGUUCUCAAUCAGCAGUUGGAAGCCAUGGGGCCGUCUUGAGGCAUGGCGCGAGAGAGGGCCUAUUGAUGGCUUGGGGUACAAGUUUGAGCUUGUCACUGACAAUGGGCCUAGCAGCAGCAUUACCAUUGCCGAAGGUACAAUGAGCGUCAAAAAGGGCGGACAGUUUUGCAUCGACAGUAGGUUAAAUAGAGAUUCAGGUUUGAAAUCGAGGUCACCCGUGAAAGGUUUCGUGACGGGGUCAACCGUGGAAGGCGAAGGAAAGGUUAGCAAGCCGGUGGUACAAGUCGGAGUGCAGCAUGUAACUUGCACGGCUGAUGCUGCUCUUUUCGUCGCGCUUUCUGCCGCCAUUGAUCUCAGCAUGGACGCUUGCCGGCUGUUUUCUCAUAAACUCCGAAGGGAGCUCUGCCAUGAUGAGCAGAAUUGCUUCUCCUAAUUAAAACUGGUUUAAAUCUUAAUUUUCUUACUAAUUCAUCCUCUCUGCCGCUGUAACAACCAAUUAGUUUUUACUAAGUUUGAGCACUGAAAUAUGCAUUUUUUAUUUUUAUUUUUAAUUUCAUUUUUUCUCCACAUUCUUUGAUUUGAUUUUCCUGGUUUUGAUUCUGCCAGUGGUUUUGGUGUUGGUUACACCUUGUAAAUGUAUUAGGGAAAUUUAUAUAAUAUUACAUCGUUCUGUGACCUA